GGGUGUGGAGCGCCGAAGGUCCCCGGGCCCGGUGGGCUGUGGCGCCUUUUUCUGCACACCCCCCUGAAUUCCUUCGGAGGGGCGAGCUGGCCAGCGGCUCCUCCCCUCCGAGCGCCUGGGCUUGUCUCCCCUCCCCCACGUUGGCAGCGGCAGGGGGUCCCGGGAAGCGCCGUUUAUUCAUCUGCGCGAGUUAGGUUUCCGGGAAGGGUCGGAAGUGCUUCCUGACUACUUCGUGGGCAGUGGAGUGGGUCACUGGACUCCGCGGGGGUGGAAAGCGCCCCUGGUUUCAAGGACAUGAGAAGCAUUUAGAGCUUUGGCAAUUUAAACCAGGUGUUAGAAAACUACUCAGAUGCUCCAAUGACACCAAAACAGAUUCUGCAGGUCAUAGAGGCAGAAGGACUAAAGGAAAUGAGAAGUGGGACAUCCCCUCUUGCGUGCCUCAAUGCCAUGCUACAUUCCAAUUCAAGAGGAGGAGAAGGGCUAUUUUAUAAAUUGCCUGGCCGAAUCAGCCUUUUCACACUCAAGAAGGAUGCUGUGCAGUGGUCUCGAAAUGUAGCUGCAGUGGAUGGAGAAGAGCCAGAGGACUCUGCUGAUGUGGAAAGCUGUGGGUCUAAUGAAACCAGCACUGUGAGUGGUGAAAAUGACGUAUCUCUGGAUGAAACAUCAUCGAAUGCGUCCUGUUCUGCAGAGUCUCAGAGCCGGCCCCUCUCCAAUCCCAGGGACAGCCACAGGACUUCCUCACAGGCAAACAAGCAAAAGAAAAAGACGGGGGUCAUGCUGCCUCGUGUUGUCCUGACUCCUCUGAAGGUGAACGGGGCCCACGUGGAAUCUGCAUCAGGGUUUUCAAGCCGCCUUGCCGAUGGCGAGAGUGGCAGCCCAUCCAGCAGCAGCAGCGGCUCUCUGGCCUUGGGUAACACUGCUAUUCGAGGCCAGGCUGAGGUCACCCGGGACCAUGCCCCACUCUUGAGAGGCUUCCGGAAGCCAGCUACAGGUCAGAUGAAGCGCAACAGAGGGGAAGAGGUAGAUUUUGAGACACCUGGGUCCAUUCUUGUCAACACCAACCUUCGUGCUCUGAUAAAUUCUCGGACCUUCCACGCCCUGCCGUCACACUUCCAGCAGCAACUGCUCUUCCUCCUGCCUGAAGUGGAUAGACAGGUGGGGACAGAUGGCCUAUUGCGCCUCAGUAGCAGUGCACUCAAUAAUGAGUUUUUCACCCAUGCAGCUCAGAGCUGGCGGGAACGCCUUGCUGAUGGUGAAUUCACUCAUGAAAUGCAAGUCAGGAUAAGACAGGAAAUGGAAAAGGAGAAGAAGAUGGAGCAGUGGAAGGAAAAGUUCUUUGAAGACUACUAUGGACAGAAAUUGGGUUUGACCAAAGAAGAAUCACUGAAGCAGAAAGUGGUCCAGGAGGAGGCCAAAACCAAGAGUGGAUUGUGUGUUCCAAGAGAAUCAUCACGACCUCAGCGUGGGCCCACCACCCGUCAACGAGAUGGGCACUUUAAGAAACGUUCUCGGCAAGAUCUCCGAACCAGAUCCAGAAGGAAUCUGUACAAAAAACAGGAGUCAGAACAAGCAGGGGUUGCUAAGGAUGCAAAUUCUGCACCAGAUGUUUUACUCUCCAAAGAUAAGGAAGCUAAGACAGACUCAGAAGGGGUGAGCAGUUCCUCUGCAGCAUCUGAACAGGAGGGGCCCAAGUGUCCCAGUGAAUCUGUGGCUUCGCAGAUCCAAUCAGAAACAGACAACUUGGCAUGUGCCUCUACAUCUUCAGACAGAAUCCCUAGCUUACCUCAGGACAUUGUGGCUCAAGAGACAAAGGAUCAGAAGAGGAAAUCCUUUGAGCAGUCAGCCUCUGCAUCCUUUCCCGAGAAGAAGCCCCGGCUUGAAGAUCGUCAGUCCUUUCGUAACACAAUUGAAAGUGUUCACACCGAAAAGCCACAGCCCACUAAAGAGGAGCCCAAAGUCCCGCCCAUCCGGAUUCAACUUUCACGUAUCAAACCACCCUGGGUGGCUAAAGGUCGGCCCACUUACCAGAUAUGCCCCCGGAUCAUCCCCAUCACGGAGUCCUCCUGCCGGGGUUGGACUGGUGCCAGGACCCUCGCAGACAUUAAAGCCCGUGCUUUGCAGGCCCGAGGGGCAAGAGGCCACCACUGCCAUAGAGAGGCGGCCACCACUGCCAUCGGAGGGGGGGGUGGCCCGGGUGGAGGUGGCAGUGGGGCCAUCGAUGAGGGAGGUGGCAGAGGCGGCGGCGGUGGUGAUGGUGGUGAGGCCUGUGGCCACUCUGAGCCCAGGGGAGCCCCCGGUACCUCUGGAGAGAGUGCGUCAGAUCUACAGCGAACACAACUACUGCCGCCUUGUCCUCUGAAUGAAGAACACACUCCGACUGAAGCUGUCAUGCCCAGAGCCAGAGGAGAGGACUUGGCUUCUCUCAGAAAGGAGGAGAGCUGCCUGUUGCAGAGAGUCCCAGGUGUGCUUACAAGUGGGCUGGAAGAUGCCUCCCAACCUCCUAUUGCUCCCACUGGAGACCAGCCAUGCCAGGCUUUGCCCCCAUUGUCCUCCCAAACUCCAGUGACUGAGAAGUUAGCAGAGCAACCUAAGUUGCUUCCAGAUGGUAGAACUGAGUGCGAGUCUGGUAGCACUUCCUGGGUUAGAGGUAGAGAGGAUCAAGGAUCCACUUUCCCUUCAGAGAAUGGUUCUGUACAGUCUCCAGUGGGAGAUGUAUUAGGAGGAGGAAUCGACCAGGCCUUUGAUAAUACUCCCAGUAUGAAAGAGCUUGUAAAUGUGGCGCCUGCUUUUAUAUCUGAAUUGCCAUUGGCUAAGUACCUACAGGAUAAACCUGCUGAUGAUGGAUUAGGACUCAGUGACACUGGCCCUCCCAUAAGGGAAAGUGAUAGACAAGAAUCUUGGAAAACUGAGGCUUUUGCAUCUGGCAGUGCUACCUCCUGGUUGCCCGUUCUGUCAAAUUAUGAGGUAGUGAAAGAGUCUGAGCCAGAAUCUAGAGAGAACACACCACUUCUGGAGCCCCAGGACGGAGAAGAAUGGGAGAGAGCUGUUCCCCUCAUUGCUGCCAUGCCUGGAGAGUUGACGGCCACAGAAGGUGUGCCCCACACUGAGAAUUGCACUUCCCUCUGGACAGCACCUCCUCCGAGAACCAUGGACAGCACUGGCCAUGAUGGUGAGCCAGUAGAUCUUGAAAGACUGGAGAUGAAUGGCAUCUCUGAAACACCGAGUCCUCACGGUGAGUCUACAGAUACAGCCUCUGACUCUGAAGGCCACCUCACUGAGGACAGCAGUGAGAUUGAUGAUGCAAGUCAAGCCACAGCGGCAAAGGGGUUGUUGGUGCACAGGAGUGGAAAGCCGGACUGGGACCCAUCCACCUCACUGUCCAAGGUGAGCAGUAACCUGAGUGUGCUUACAAGGACAGAAGGGAUAGUGGCUUCUCAGAGCUGGGUGGCUAGAGUAUGUGCAGUCCCACACAAGAUGUCAGACUCCCUGCUACUGUCCAGUACUGAGUGCCAGCCCAGGUCUGUGUGCCUGCCCAAGCCUGGUUCUUCAGCAGAGGUUACCAACCCUCUUGUGAUGCACCUCCUGCAUGGUAACUUGCCUCUAGAGAAGGUUCUUCCUCCAGGUCACAGAGGCAGCAAGCCAGAGUCUCCACAGCUGCCACUUAGAGAGCAGAGCCAGGAUAGAGUUGCUGUACAAGAUACUGGGGAAGACAAUCACCUAGUUGCCAGAAGCAGCCCUGGUUCUGCACUAGCUUUGAAGGAGUCUCUUCUGGCCCAGAGCUAUGCAGCAAGCACUGGUCUUGGCAGGGCAAAGGCCUGCCAGGCUCCUGAAAUGCCCCAGAAGAUUGCCAAGAUGGUUCCAAAUUUAGACUCUAAGCAUCCAGUAACAGAACUGACACCCUCCUCUGGCAACCUGGAAGAAAUAGAUUCCAAAGAGCAUUUCUCUUCCUUCCUUUGUGAAGAGCAGAAAGAAGCCCAUUCCCAGUCCCAGGGCAGUGAUCCAGGUACUGCCCCAGGCCAGUGUCCAGGAGAUCACACUACCUCCGAAGUGCCAUGUUUCUCCUCUGCAAAUGUGAGCCUCUCCUUUGGUCCUGAGCAGACAGAAAGGACCCUGGGUGGUAAGAACAAUGCUGGUGGCCAAGAGAAGAAACUGUUUGGCCCUGGGAAUACAGUUACCACCCUUCAGUGCCCCAGGUCUGAAGAGCAGACACCACUACCUACUGAGGGCCCUCCAGUUUUUCCCAGUAGGAAGAUAGAACCAAGCAAAAACUCCAUAUCUGAUGGCAAGCAGACUGCAAGGGAAGACUGGACACCAAAGCCACCGCCUGGCCCUGCUGGUGGCCUCAAGACAGAGCAGACAUUCUCAAGGGGUCCCCAUAAGACAGAUGCAGAGAAUAGAAAAGCUGCAGGGUAUAGUCCUCUGGAACUAGUGGGUCACUUGCAAGGGAUGCCUUUUGUUGUUGACCUACCUUUCUGGAAAUUACCCAGAGAACCAGGGAAAGGGCUAAGUCAGCCCCUGGAGCCUUCUUCUAUCCCCUCCCAACUCAACAUCAAGCAGGCUUUGUAUGGGAAGUUUUCUCAACUCCAGCUGAGUCCCACCAGCUUUAAUUACUCCUCCAGCUCUGCCACCUUUCCCAAAGGCCUUGCUGGCAGUGUGGUGCAGCUGAGCCACAAAGCCAGCUUUGGUGCAGGCCACACUGCAUCACUCUCCCUGCAAAUGUUCACUGACAGCAGUUCGGUAGAAAGCAUCUCUCUCCAGUGUUCAUGCAGCCUCAAAGCCAUGAUCAUGUGCCAAGGCUGUGGAGCGUUCUGCCAUGAUGACUGCAUUGGACCCUCAAAGCUCUGUGUAUUGUGCCUUGUGGUGAGAUAAUAAAUUAUGGCCAUUGGAAACAUUGUAUAUUUAGUGUGUGUAUUUUAAUAAUGGUUGAUCUUAAAUCUGUAUACAGAAUAUCAUUGAUAUAUUGAAAUCCCUAGGUGAGAUAAAUCUUGCCUCCCCCCUAAAAUUUAUAGUGCUGAAGCCCACGGUCACUUGACACCCUUCUGGUCUUGCUGGAAGGGUUUUUGGGGAGGGGGGAUGGAGCUGUGGUUGCCCACAACCAGCCAGCCUAAACCCUCUUGUAGUCAGGCAGUAUAGUGUGACAGGGCAACCUGUCUGACACCCAAAUGGAGUUGUAAUUGAAGCAGGAAGGUUGGGUUCUCCAUGGAUGAUGGAACUCACCUACCUGAGCUGAGCAGGAAUGUCAGUCUUCCACUACCCCCCCCCCCCCCCAUCAUCUUCUGCUACUUUGCUUGGGGAAUUGAUAGUUGCGGAAGCCACACAGGGUUAAAAUAACUUCCAUCAUUGCCCACCAGGGGAUCAAACACCUGCUGACCUUGAUGUCAUAUUUCUGUCAUUUACCAGUUGAUGGAGCCAAGUUGACUUUUGGUUCUGGUGCUUCACCCAGUUUGGACCUUUUAUCUGUCUGUAACCCAUGGAUCCAUAGAUUCUUUUGGAAGCUUGAAUAGCCCUUCUUGGACAGUGGGGUCUGGCAAUAGGGCUGUCUGCUAUGGAAAUGCUAUCUGUAGACCUUGAGAGUCAGCUACAGAUGUUUGCAGCCCACCCCUCACAUUUGACUAUGGGAGUGGGCACCCAUGCACCUAUGUAUGUGAAAGUCAUUUUACAUUUCCAAGCAGUCUGUUUCUUAUUUUUAUAUUUUUAACUAUUCUUGGAUGUAUAAAGUGAACUUUUUGGCUUCUGUAAGUAUGCUCUAUGCACCUCCGAUGUUUUAUCCUGUAUUUAUAUGUUGUACACAAUACUGGCCAAUUCUGUAAAUGGAUGGAUUGUACAGAGAACAUGAACGCCUCUUCCUUAUUUUACGUCUUCAGCACCCUUGAUUAAAAUGGUGUUUACUUCUGUGCACCAGUUGUCAGAGCCACUGAGUGCUGUGCUGCCUGAUGUGAGAAGGAAGUUACUGACUUGUGACCUAUAAGGUUGGCCCUGUGCCUUGUCACCUGUCACCAAGGAAUCUACCACAGCUUACAGCGCCACAGACAGCUGCUCACACACCACUGGGCAAACAUGUCUUGUUCCUUGUAUCUAUUCUCUUCCAGCCUUGAGUGGCUGCUCUGCUGCCAUAUAUGACAAAUUGCCAUCACCAGUGUUAAGUGCUUCUGGAUUCAUGGAUGAGUUCCUUGGGCGGCCCCCAGACAGGCCUUCUGGAUCUGGCUCCAGGGUCGUCACCUGUCAAAGCAAUAUUGGGGAUCACUAGGCUCCUUUUGACUUACUUUGGACAGUAGGUUUCAGGGGAACAAAGCCAUGUCUGCUGCCUGCCUCUCCUAACGUGUUUCCAUCAAGAGACACCCUUAGUAUGUGUCUGACCUCGUCCCAGUUCUUACCCUGUUUCUUGUAUCAGUUGGGAGUCCUUGUUUGAUUUCGCUGUCUCCUUGUGUGAGUGCUUCUGUAUGAAGUAUAAAACGUUGUGUGCCUUGAGCGAAUCUCAUUUUCUCUGUAAGCUGCCUCUCUCCCAUUCAUCUGAGGUGGCUCUUUUUUUGGGGGGGGCGUCCAUCAAGUGUGAGUGAGGAUGGUAGUGGUGUGAUUUAAAUUCAGUAUUGGCCAAGUUCAUGUUGUGUGCUCAAAAAGUCUCUACCAAAGACCAGGAGCAGGAGCCAAGCAUGUCCAGUCUUCUUCUAAGACCUUUGGGGUCUCAGAAGUGAAACUUGACAGUGGUCUGGUCCAUGGGGCUACUCAGAAAAGCGCUGCUCUUGUAUGUCUGAUUGGUAUUGGAAAAAUAAACCUGUACAACCUGC
Molecule: messenger RNA, 6785 nt
Organism: Mesocricetus auratus (golden hamster)
Lineage: Eukaryota; Metazoa; Chordata; Mammalia; Rodentia; Cricetidae
Gene: Asxl1
Product: ASXL transcriptional regulator 1
Exons: 13
Coding region: 358-4869 (1503 amino acids)
Biological process (GO): positive regulation of transcription by RNA polymerase II; animal organ morphogenesis
Cellular component (GO): PR-DUB complex
Molecular function (GO): chromatin binding; DNA binding; peroxisome proliferator activated receptor binding
Source: RefSeq, a predicted model, not a curated record